Messenger RNA from Cololabis saira (Pacific saury), 381 nucleotides. Its product is annotated as cocaine- and amphetamine-regulated transcript protein-like. Lineage: Eukaryota; Metazoa; Chordata; Actinopteri; Beloniformes; Belonidae. Gene Ontology annotation, molecular function: neuropeptide hormone activity. Gene Ontology annotation, biological process: G protein-coupled receptor signaling pathway; negative regulation of appetite; positive regulation of MAPK cascade. The record is from RefSeq and is a predicted model, not a curated record. The transcript is spliced from 3 exons. The coding region runs from base 12 to 332 and encodes 106 amino acids.
UCAUCAGCACCAUGGUCAGCGCCAGCACGCUCCUCCUGCUCACCUGCUGCUGCGCAUGCGUGUGGCUCGCUCGCGCUGACGACUCCUCGCUGGAGACGCGCUCGCUGGAGUUCAACCUGAAGACCCAGCAGGAGAAAGAUCUGAUCGAUGCUUUGCAGGGAGUUUUGGAAAAGCUGAGGAGCAAAGAAAUGCCUUUAGAGAAGAAGCUUGGCUGGUUACCCUCGUGUGACGCAGGAGAGCCGUGCGCGGUGCGCAAAGGUGCGCGGAUCGGGACGCUGUGCAGCUGUCCAAGAGGGACCUCCUGCAACUUCUACGUCCUCAAGUGUUUGUAGACGACAGCUGCAAGCAAUUAUGGAAAAGUUUGUAGGUUUGUCAUGAAAA